AUGAGAGGUGUAAUACCAAACUAUCACCACUCUUACACUUUCUUCUUUUUCAUUGUCUUAGUUCUGUUUCGUCAUGCAUUCUCGAUCAAUACUUUGUCAUCUACAGAAACUCUUACAAUAUCAAGCAACCAAAAUGUGUCUCCCGGUGAUGUCUUUGAGCUUGGUUUCUUCAAAACCACAACACAAAGCAGCUCUCGAGAUGGCGAUGAUGAUCGUUGGUAUCUCGGGAUUUGGUACAAGACAAUCUCUAAAAGAAGCUAUGUUUCGGUUGCCAACAGAGACAAUCCUCUUUCCAACUCCAUUGGAACCUUAAAAGUCUCUAACGAUGCUAACCUCAUCCUCCUCGAUCGAUCUGAUACUCCUGUCUGGUCAACGAAUCUGACAAAAGCUGUGAAAUCUCCUGUCGUGGCAGAGCUUCUUGCAAACGGAAACUUUGUGCUCAGAGAAUCCACAACUAAAGAUCCAAACCGGUUCUUGUGGCAAAGCUUUGAUUUUCCGGUGGAUACUUUGCUCCCGGAGAUGAAAAUUGGUUUGGAUCUCAAAACAGGACACGACAAGUUCCUCAAAUCUUGGAAGAGCCCAAAUGAUCCAUCAAGCGGAGAUUUGUCGUUCAAACUCGAAACUCAAGGGUUACCUGAGUUUUAUCUUUGGAAGCAAGAUUUCAAAGUGUACCGAACCGGUCCGUGGAAUGGAAUCAGGUUUAAUGGUAUACCAAAGAUGCAAGAUUGGAGCUACGUUGUUAAUAGUUUCAUAGAGAACAGAGAGGAAGUAACGUACACUUUCAAAGUCGCAAACCGUAGCAUCAACACGAGAUUUACACUGACUUCAGAUGGGUAAUUACAACAGAUUUCGACAGUGGAGGAACAGAACAUCUCUUGGUUUAUACCGCAAGAUGAGUGCGAUUUGUACAUGACAUGUGGUCCUUAUAGUUAUUGUGACAUGAAAACGUCACCGAUUUGUAAUUGUAUCCGUGGUUUUGAACCAAGAUAUCCAACGUCAGGGGCCUCGGGAGAGACGUAUGAUGGUUGUGUGAGGAGGUCGCCGCUGAGCUGCGGAGGACAAGGGUUUUUGCGGUUGAGCAGGAUGAAGUUGCCUGAGACAAGUAGAGUGAUUGUGGACAAGACAAUCGGGUUAAAGGAAUGUAAGGAGAGAUGUGAUAAAGAUUGUAAUUGUACCGGGUUUGCUAAUACGGAUAUUGGAAAUGGUGGAUCGGGUUGCGUGUUGUGGACCGGUGAGCUAGUGGAUAUGCGGACUGACGUGGACUCUGGUCAAGAUUUUUAUGUCAAAAGCGAUGCGACGGCUACAAUUAGAUGUGGAUCGGAUAUUGUGAAAUGGUUUAUGAAAUUUCAAGGAAUCAGAAUUUUAUAUGCAGUUAUGCAGAUAUAUAUGUGGUUUUUGGAAAUUCAUAUCCAUUAA
This is a messenger RNA of Eutrema salsugineum, 1416 nucleotides long. RefSeq names its product S-locus-specific glycoprotein. The record is from RefSeq and is a predicted model, not a curated record. Gene Ontology annotation, biological process: recognition of pollen. NCBI's taxonomy places the organism in Eukaryota, Viridiplantae, Streptophyta, Magnoliopsida, Brassicales, Brassicaceae.